AUGCCAGGCAUAUUCAUCGGAAACCCCUCGCUUUCGGUGACGAUUUCACAGUAUAUGGUCAGUCUUCGUCGGCGGAAGAUCCGAGCAGGCGAAGCAGUAAUGAGUGCUCGCGCGAUGGAUGAACCUACCAUGAAGAGGCUCUGGGAAUUUGCAUGGUCCACGGACCGAAAAGAAAUCGGCCCGAUCUCACGCAAACGAAAGGCAGAAAAUCCUUCUGAAUGGGCUGGAUUUUUGCUCCGCGAGAUGCUUUAUUUACUCUACCUUCUCUCGAUGCUUUGCCUGCUCCGCUACGACGAAGCAUUGCGGAUCACCUGGGCCGAUGUCACCUUAGAAUUACCCUUUCGAAAGACACAUCAGUAUGGAGGCAUAGCCCCGUUUUACAUCUAUGCUGAUCCUGACCGGCCGUGGAUGUGCUUGCUGCGAGCGUUCGCGAUCUGGUGGCUGUUAGCUCACGAGAGACACAGAGAACUCAACGGGUUCAUCUUUCGCAAAAAGAUUGGUGUGGACAGCAUCAGUACCUCGGACUCCUUCCUCGAAUGUUUCCGAAACAAUCUCCUCGACAUAAACGUUGAUCCGCGUCCAUAUGGUACCCACUCGUUUCGUCGCGGCGGGUGUCAAUUUCUGCACACGGUGCGAGGCUGGUCGUUUCGGAAGAUCUGCGACUGGGGUGGGUGGGCUGAGAAUUUCGACAACCCUGGUACCAUAUUCAAGUACCUCUUGUCUUGGAAUGACAAUCCAGCAGAGGCUCGCGAACAUUACAUGAACCCAAACAGGCCAGGCUGUGACCCUUGCUAUAGCUGCGGAAGAACUUGUCAUUGUGGUUAA
Molecule: messenger RNA, 825 nt
Organism: Suillus clintonianus
Lineage: Eukaryota; Fungi; Basidiomycota; Agaricomycetes; Boletales; Suillaceae
Exons: 5
Coding region: 1-825 (274 amino acids)
Biological process (GO): DNA recombination; DNA integration
Molecular function (GO): DNA binding
Source: RefSeq, a predicted model, not a curated record